This is a messenger RNA of Heterotrigona itama, 2850 nucleotides long. Lineage: Eukaryota; Metazoa; Arthropoda; Insecta; Hymenoptera; Apidae. The record is from the annotation of a GenBank genome assembly.
ACACCAUCACAGCGCUUAACGAGCACUUAACGAGGCGAGCGUGUCUCGAUCUCGUCGGGGGAUCUCGUCAAUCCGAAGACGAAGGAUCAAGGAGAGGAUCGACCAGAGAGAGAGCAGUGAAAUGAGAGGCAAGGAUCCCAGAAACAAUGUCCGAGAAGAGACCAGUGAUAAAAGGAGAGAAACCAGCGGCCAGUCUCUCAAACGCUUUGCGGCGCGUUGCAAAAAGAACCUAAUUGCAAAUGUUUGGUGCUCUCCGUGUUAAUAUACGGAUGCCUUGCCGCAGUGACGUGGUGUAGAUGCGCGAAUGUCACGAAGGUGGCGUUUAUGGGGAUGUUAUAUCUGGUCUAUUUGGUGGAGUGUUAUCACUCGCCAAUCAGGAUCGAUCUGUUACACGCGGAGAGUCAGGACAGCGUGUUGUCGAAGAUCUCGCAGUUGAAGUCGGCACAACCGACCAUCUGGUGGAAAGCUGUCUCCUACCAUUACGUGCGGCGUAAACGUCAAAUUACCCGGUACAGAAACGGAGACAAUUACACGACGACGCAGGUUUACUACGAAAGGAUAAACACACACGCCGCCACAUCUUUCUACUACUACGACUACUGUGGCGUGAAAGAUAUUAGCAAGGAAUUGAUCUUGGAUCCAAAGGUGCCAAUCACGAAGAUCAAUCUCAGCAAAGGAUUCGCCUUUUCAAACAUGAGAUCGGCAACAGAGUUCGAGGAGGCCAGGUCGAGAUUCUUCGCGGAACAAGAGUUGAGAGACGAUUACAUGGAGAUGAGAGAAGGUCUAGAUCUUGGAUACAAUCCGAAUCCUACGACAUUGGUGGCUGUUCCUGGCAAUCCCUGGUUCACUAAUCGUUACGUCUACUGGUGUUUAAGUGCUCUGUUACUCAAUUGGCCUUUGAGAGUGAUUAUAGAGUACAAAACGCAAUAUGCUGAUUACCAAAUCACGAAACUCUUCGGCAUCAACUACGACACGCCAAGCGGAAGCGAGCCGAUACACGCGUCCAUGAGUCAACAGACCAUCAAUCAGCCAGGCUCGUACAUGCUGGCGCCAAGCUACAGCGAGGCGCUUCUGAUGGAUCCAGCGCCGGAUCAGCGAACAGCCGAGUCCCAGGGCGCGAGUAUAACCGAAAUGGUGCCGAGUUAUUCGGAAGCGUUGCUCUACCAGCGAGCCGAGCAAGGCUGCGUCGUAACGCAGAACGUCGACGAGGACUCGAGUCGUCGAGCAACGUCGCGCGAAUGUUCCUGCCCGUGUCACAUGGUCUCAUCUACCUUCGAGGUGAACGUGCAGAAGGAAGGAUCGAGGCAAGACGAGGACAACGGACAAUCGAACGAUCAACAGAUCAACAGACAACCACUGGCGAAAACGGCAGGUAUAGAUGUGCAGCCUUCGAGUUGCACGCUGGUCAGCGAAACGGAGACCGGAAUGUGUGGAAGCUGCGGGAAAUUCUUGGUGGAAGCGCAGCUGGAAAGCUCGGAGAUGUCGAGAAGCGAGUGUAACGUGGAGGAUGGUCCUGGGACCAGCUCGCUCAGAGGGUUCCAAAAUAUGAGGAGGGCAGCGAGGACCAGCGUGAUUCCUCGAGACAUGUCCGAGCCGAAUCUCAGGUCCAGAUCGGAACUGAUGGAAGCUGACACCAAGUUUCUUAGGUUGAACGGGCAGAGUUUGAGAAAUAUUUUGGAAUGCGAGCAGGAAGAGGAGUUCAGUAUGGAAGAUAGGAUGGGUGAGACUGGUCAAGGUAAGAUCGGUGAGCCGAUGAGAAGCGGAGGAGAUUUCAGGUUGUCCCUUUGCUCCCUCGACGAAGCCAAUUCUAGGUCUAGAGCGGUCGUAGACGCGAGCAGAGGCGCGAUACCGAAGAGAUUGGCCAGCAGGAACCGAGUGAUCGCGAAUCCGAUGUCGAACGAGGCUUGCGGAUUGCCCGAUUCGAAGACAUACCUUUGCUUGAAAUCGAUUCUUAAACAGAACAAAAGAAGGUAUACUCUGAUCACCGCGAAGGAGCUUCAGGACUUCUCCGAUAGAGAAGACGACAACGUGGACAGACGUUUGCAGAAUCGAUCGUCGUAUCACGAGGGUUGUGUUCCGGUUAGCGCUACGAAGAACAACGCUGGACAGAGAUUCGAUCUGCUUUCGAGAUCGAGGGAGAGUUUGGACGGUGCUUUAGGAAGAAGGAAAAAACAAUUUUUGGAGAAUAUAUCCAUAGAGAAAUGCGAAGAAGCAUCAAAACGAGAAAAUAAUAGAACUCUCAUCUUCGCGAGCCCGAUACAGGAGGUCUGCCCUGGCGAUCCCUUCGGUGGAAAAGACGUAGUACGAACGCGACAGGAAGUGGACUCUACCCCUACGGAAGAGUCACCGAAUCACACGGUCCUCGGUCAACUUGGACGAUCUCUCACCUGCGAUCGGAAAUCCUCCCGACGCCGAUUCCAAGAUUCUCACAAACAACGUUACUCGGACAUCUCUCAUCCUUCUUCCUUCUCCUGUCCACUUGACCGUCAACAUCCUUAUCCGUAUGCAUUCUCAGCGUCCACAGACGCCAUGGACACCAUGGACUUCAACAAGAACGUUCAACAAACCUCAGCCAGAGUUUAUCAACACGCAACGUCUUUCCCACCCUACGAAGGAUCGAUCUCGAGUCACGGCGAGAAAUUCAUCGAUCAGCAAGGUACGACAGACAGAGUUUCUCCUGCGAACGUUCCCAAAUCGAACAAGGGAGAACUGACGCGUUCGUUGACCGAAAAACGAACGAAAUCGGGUCGGAAUGACGCGAGUUUUCGUCGAAGCUUCACCGGAAGGGUGGAGGAUUACAGAACGGAGAAUAAUAAAUGGGCGAACCUGAAUAUGGAGACGUCGUUAUAA